This is a messenger RNA of Schistosoma guineensis, 2444 nucleotides long. NCBI's taxonomy places the organism in Eukaryota, Metazoa, Platyhelminthes, Trematoda, Strigeidida, Schistosomatidae. The record is from the annotation of a GenBank genome assembly.
CGGUCGCGCACGGCCUUUUUGUGGGAGGUUUUUGACGUUAGCUCCGUCCUUCAAAGGACCUUACCACCGGAGACGGAAAUCCGUGAGGUAAGGUGUGGUGUGACAUUUUUAGGGUCGACCUUUUCUAACCCCUUCCUCCCUUGUGAGAAGGCGGCAUCGCUGCAGAUCCUGGUUGUCCGAGGGAAACACCUUACUGCUGUCCCACACCUCUACAGUCAUCAGUACGACUUCGCCCUCAGACCUUGAGUUGCUGCUUUUAAUCUUGCCGUUCUCCAAUCGAUCUAUCUGGCAUGGUAGAACCUACAGGAACAUAUGUUCCAUCCAAUAUAGCUCGGUUGGGUCAUCGCGAUAGGCAAGCCGGACCACCACGUCGAGGUAGCAGCUACGGUCGGGAGAGUAAAUAAAUAACUGAUGUCUAUUCGAGGUACGAUAUCCCCGUAUUAAGUUAACAUGAACUACGACCUGCAUGACAUGCAGGAUGUGAUUUGUUAUAACGCUUGGUAUUUUUCAUAUGUGUGGUUUUAUUCUAAUUAAUAAACGAAAUAGGUGUAUGAUCAAUAUAUUAGUGUAUUUUUGACUAGGUUCGUCGUCGUAUUUUGGGGUCAAUAAAUUUUCGCUUGUACCAGUCUCGGUGUUCUUACUUCAAUAAUGCAAUGAGAAGACGUAGUUUAUCAGAAUUAUGUGAUAUAUUUGCGCAAUACAUUUCGAACAAUCUGAUCACACAUAUACUUGUUAAGAACAUUUAUAUAUGAAAAAUUAAAAGGUCAACUAGACAGGUUAAGGGUUUUUUAAUGAAAAUAGCAGAUGUUGAACAGUGCGCCUUUAAUUCAUGGUAUCACACUUUUGAAUCUUACACUCAAGAAAGUAUAUUUAUAAAUCUCCCAGAUGACCUUAUAGCUUCAUUGACAAAUGACGAAUUCAUUCUCCCUAAAAGUGCAAAACCAACAAACGGACAUCUGUCGGACCUAGACAACGACGGCAUUUGGUCAGACUAUUCCGAUACUGAUGAAAAGAACUCAGAGAGACCAGAAUUUCCUCAGUUCGAAUCUCAGUUGAAAAGUAUCAUCCGGAAGUUAGGUGGUGUUGUAUUUCCGAAGUUAAAUUGGAGCGCCCCAUCUGAUGCAUCUUGGAUGUCUUUCGAUGGGUCACUGAAGUGCAAAACGUUUUCCGAUAUUUACCUACUCCUUAAAUCUUCAGAUUUCGCAGCACAUGACUUGACUGCUCCUUUCGCUCUGUGUACAGAUACUCCAGCAGAGAAAAAUUGCUGUCUUUUCAAUUCCAAACCGAUUCUUGUUCUACGAAGGUGGUAUGACUUUCGUCCUGAGGAAGAAUUUCGAUGUUUCAUUAAAUCAAAAGUCCUUAUUGCAAUUUCCCAACGAAAAUGUGAUGCCUAUUUCAAAAUAAUUGAAGAACAGAUAGAAAACAUCAAAUACGACCUUGUGGAAUUCUUUAAUCGAAAAAUAAGAAAUCAUUUCAAAUCAGAAAACUAUACAGUUGACUUAUACAGAGAAUCAUCGGACGAUGGUAAAAUGCGUAUUCAAAUAAUUGAUUUCAAUGUAUUUGGUCCACCAACUGAAGCACUUUUAUUUCAGUGGUCGGAAUUGGAAAAUGAUGUACAUGAAAAUGAUACUAUUCCGUUAUUUCGCUACCAAAGUGACCAAAAUAUCCGUCCAAAUUCAGUGAAUCAAUACAGCGUGCCAAUCGAUUUGAUCGAUAUUGCUUCAGGAUCUGAUCCCGUUAAGGUGAUGGACUUCAUUCAAGCUAAAGUAGAAAGUCAGAAACAGUCGUGAAAUUGUAUUUUCUAUGUAUCUGUUAUUUUUCAAUAUUUCGAAUAAAAAAAUACAUUUUUCUUAGAUCAAGCUGGUAAUUAUUUUUUUUUCUUCGAAGUUUUUGAAACCUUAGUAGGCUUUUUCCUAGCUGGCGACUGUUGCUUUGAACUAUAUUUCUGUGCAAUCUUAUCCAGAAAGUUUUCUGAUGAUUUUAAUGCAUUUUCAUGUCGUGCUUGAAUUGCCUUAGCUAAUGUAUCCAAAUCUUCGUUAACAUCAACUAUCUGUUUUUUGUUUUUACUGUUCUGUUCCUUUGCAAACAACUUUUCUUCCUCUAGUGCUCGUUUAGCUCUUCUCUUUGCUUUCUCAGGUCUUUCAUGUGUGUACUUCGUAUAUGCAUCAAUUUUACCACUAGAUAUCAAUUUAUCAAUAAGACCGCGAACUCGACUUUCAUCUCGAUAUGACGUGAGCAUUAAAGACUCCAUUAUAAUAUCCAUAUCACCUUUAGAGCGAUUGUAGAUCUUGACCAAAUCUUCCGUUUCCUGUUCACUUCCUUUAUACUUUUUACAAUAGUCAUCUAUUUGUGCAGUUGUGAUUUUAGGAAACAAAAGUUGCCAGUAUUUAACCCAAUCAUCAUAUGAUUUGCCUGUGAUCUCAUCGUCUUCAUCGAUAACACCU